Leptopilina heterotoma is the source of this 1519-nucleotide messenger RNA. RefSeq lists its product as uncharacterized. The record is from RefSeq and is a predicted model, not a curated record. Gene Ontology annotation, molecular function: protein binding. Lineage: Eukaryota; Metazoa; Arthropoda; Insecta; Hymenoptera; Figitidae. The coding region runs from base 209 to 1312 and encodes 367 amino acids. The transcript is spliced from 4 exons.
GAGAAUUGGUGCCACCUCCUUGACCACUGACAUAGAUAAGAUAUAUGUAUCAUUCUUUAAAAAUUCGUGAUUGAACUUUUAUUUUUUACACGUUGGCGUGCAUUUUGAUAAUAAACAAAUCGUUAGGAAAUAAAAUAAAAUUUCUGUUUUCACUUCUAUAAAAAGGCGAGUGAAACUUGUAGAACAAAUAUACAGUUUUCAUUUACACAUGAUCACAUUUCGUUUUUCCAGUCCACAAUCAUUUUUACUUUUUUUGAAAAAAUUGCUUUUAAAGAUGCAAACAUUAAUUUUCCUUUUUAUUUGUAUCACAAUUUUUUUUGUUUCCAAAAUUAUGUGUGAUAAUCCAUGUUUAGUUCCCGGAGAAAAAGUCGACAAAUUUUUCCGAAAUAUUAACGUUUACAAGAUCGAAAAAUAUCAAGUCUGGUUAACGAUUCCUGUGAAAAGUGAUGAAUAUCUGGAAACAAAUUAUAUAGUUUACGUGAAAGAGCAAAAUAAAUUUUUAUUUAUAAAAACCAGUAAUGUUAUUUACAUGCAAGCUGCAGAUACUUUAGUUAUUUUUGUUUCUAGACUAUCUCCAAAUACUACAUACAGUUUCCGAGUUGUUGAUAAAAGUACAAAUGCAUUUUACGAAAGCACAAAAGUUACUACAGAGCAGUCGUACCGCAGACCUAUUAAACCGAAAGAGAAUAUGUUUUAUAUUUCAUUUGAGAAAAAUGAAGCAAUUUUAACUAGAAAAGAGCAUUAUCAUUGGCAAGAAAUAUCGACAUGGUACCGUAUCCAGCUUCUUCAAGUAGACGGAAAGAAUGAAACUCUUAUGGAAACAGCAGUCUUAAAUGCAGAUACUAAUUCCAAUCGUUUUACUAAUCUCACACAAGGAAAUAAAUAUAAAUUUAGAAUUGAGAUUCAUAAUGGAACGAGAUUUUCUGAAUCUAUAGAUACUAGAGAAUACAUAGCAGGCAACUAUGAAAGACCAAUUGAGGUUUUAAACUUUACUGACACAACAUGCACAAUCUUAUGGAAGAAACCAGCAAAUGCGACCAAAGAUAUGGUUUACUAUAUACAUGUUAUCGACAAGGGCGACAGAAAUAUUAGGACACGUUAUAUGUUUGCUUCUCCUGGAAUACCUCUUACUAUUUAUGACCUUUAUCCUGGAAACGAAUAUGCCUUUGCCGUUUCUACAAUGGAGGCAAUACGUUCACCGUUCGUUGAAACAGAUUGUAGAACUACGCCUGUAAUAGAAAACCUUCAGCGAAUUCUUUUAAUAUAUCAUUCGAGUAUGGAGUUGUUCAAAUACAGUUCAUUAACUACUUAAUUUACGAAGAUUGUGAAAAAGUAUACAAUGUUUUUAUUUUCAACAAAGAAAAACGAAAUACUUUAGUAGUAUAUGAUCAAAUAACAUGCAGAAAUUAUAAAGUCGGUCCUUAUUAUUUCGAACCAGGAAAAUACUUUAUUAUGAUCCAGGCCUGUCAUACAGAUUCCAGAUGUUCUGAAUUUUUAAGAAGCAGAGAAUAUACUAUAG